UUCGUCUCCAAAUAUACAAAAAUAUCACAUUGAGAAAUCUUGGAUUCAGAAACCACUGUUGUCUAUCACGGAGGAAUCAGAUUGCAGGAGAAAUUCCAGACUCACACGGUUAUGGCGGGAGAAGAGAAGAAGAAGGGGAAGAGAGGAAGGGCGUGCGUCGUCGUCUUGGGAGACAUCGGUCGCAGUCCUCGUAUGCAGUAUCAUGCCCUUUCCCUUGCUCGUCAGGCAUGUUUGGAGGUCGACAUUGUUGCAUAUGGAGGUUCAGAACCCUAUUCUGCUAUAUUGGAGCAUAAAUCAAUUCAUAUACACAAAAUGAAGCAAUGGCCCGCUGUUCCACCCAGCCUACCCAAGAUCCUCAAACCUUUUAUGCUUUUGUUUAAGCCACUGAUUCAGUUCUUCAUGCUUCUUUGGUUUCUUUGUUUCAAGAUAGCCGCUCCUGAUGUUUUCUUAGUGCAGAAUCCACCUUCUGUUCCAACUUUGGUGGCUGUAAAAUGGGCAAGUUGGCUAAGGGGUUCUGCAUUUAUUAUCGACUGGCAUAACUUUGGAUACACUUUGUUGGCACUGUCCCUUGGAAGAAGUAGUCGAUUUGUGGCAUUAUACCAUUGGUUUGAGCGGCAUUUUGGGAAGAUGGCUAAUGGUUCUCUAUGUGUGACGAAGGCUAUGCAACAUGAAUUGGCUCAAAAUUGGUCUAUUAAAGCCUCAGUUCUCUAUGAUCAGCCUCCCGAGUUUUUCCAUCCUGCAACUCUUGAGGAAAAGCACAAGCUGUUUUGUAGAUUGGAUGAAGCUCUGAGGGAGCCUUAUGGAUUUCGAGAUUGUGCCACCAUCGGAAGCAGAGGACUCUCCCCGAAGGAUCUAGAUGAUACUCUUUUUAGCACUCUGGUUGGCACUGACAUUGUUUUAAAACAAAACAGGCCAGCAUUGAUUGUUAGCAGCACUAGCUGGACUCCGGAUGAAGAUUUUGGAAUUCUCUUGGAAGCAGCUGUGAUGUAUGACAGACGCGUUUCUGCGAUCUUAGGUGAAGAUAAUUCAAUUGAAGAAGACGUUGUUUGGAAUGAGAUGUCGGGUGGGAAGCAAUAUUUGUAUCCUAGGCUGAUAUUUGUCAUUACAGGCAAAGGGCCGGAAAAACAAAAAUAUGAAGAAAAGAUAAAGAGGUUACGCCUCAAACGUGUCGCGUUUCGUACCAUGUGGCUAUCAGCUGAGGACUACCCACUGCUCCUUGGAUCUGCUGAUCUUGGUGUGUGCUUGCAUACUUCUUCAUCAGGGUUGGACCUUCCCAUGAAGGUUGUGGACAUGUUUGGUUGUGGACUGCCCGUCUGUGCUGUUUCUUACUCAUGCAUCAAGGAGCUAGUGACAGUGGAGAAAGACGGUCUUCUUUUCUCGUCAUCUUCGGAACUAGCUGAUGAACUUUUGCAUCUAUUCAAGGGUUUCCCAGAUGCAUGUGAUGCACUGAAGUUGCUGAAGAAUGGUGCUCUAGAAAUGGGUUCUUCGGCAAGGUGGGAUGUUGAGUGGGAAGCAAAUGCCAAGCCGUUGAUAUCAGAGUGUCCUGAUCAAGUGAUUAGCGACUUGCAGGUCAUCUCCCGGAAUGUCAUUUGAAUUCUGGUUUCCCCGUUGUUUGGCCACUUGGUCGAUCGUUUCGUUGCACGGGAACAAUGAAUCCUUUCAGGCACUGACUUUCGCAUGGCAGAUGGCUUCUGUUCGAAUACUGGAUCAAAACAGUUGGCUGGCCAAACUUUUGCAUCUUAAGAUAUGAUGGAACUGUGCUUGUGUAACACGAAAAUAUAUUCGGAAGCAAGAAAAAAAAAAUUGUUGUAAUUGUUUCUUUAGCCGUGCUUAGUUUUUGACUUCUGCUGAUGUUAUUCAUAUUUAAUAAUCGAUAUGAGAUCACUCGAGUUUUA
Molecule: messenger RNA, 1895 nt
Organism: Morus notabilis
Lineage: Eukaryota; Viridiplantae; Streptophyta; Magnoliopsida; Rosales; Moraceae
Product: UDP-glycosyltransferase TURAN
Exons: 17
Coding region: 112-1593 (493 amino acids)
Cellular component (GO): endoplasmic reticulum
Molecular function (GO): mannosyltransferase activity
Source: RefSeq, a predicted model, not a curated record